This is a messenger RNA of Malaya genurostris, 1452 nucleotides long. Its product is annotated as zinc finger protein 501-like. The transcript has 4 exons. The record is from RefSeq and is a predicted model, not a curated record. Lineage: Eukaryota; Metazoa; Arthropoda; Insecta; Diptera; Culicidae. Gene Ontology annotation, biological process: regulation of transcription by RNA polymerase II. Gene Ontology annotation, molecular function: RNA polymerase II cis-regulatory region sequence-specific DNA binding; DNA-binding transcription factor activity. Bases 110 to 1384 code for a protein of 424 amino acids.
CAUGAUUUGUUUUGGAGUGGAUUACUGAUAACAAAUAAAAAUACAGAGCAGGUAGAGUGAAAACAAAUAGUUUGAAAUAUUUCAAUUUUUCUCCAGCGAAGAGGAUAUUAUGCCACAGUGCGAGUUAUCAAGCCAGGAUCAACAUGGUCAAUAUUUGGAGGCUCUUCCUAAGGAACAAGCAGUUAUGCAGGAUAAGUAUCCGUGCGAUGAAUGUCCAAGAACAUUUGACAGUGACGAGGACUGCCAGAGGCACAGAAAAACGCAUCUAAAAGACGACGAGGUACUAAGCUUAAGGUGCCACUUCUGUGAUAAGCAGUUUCAAGCAAUCAGCUUGCUUAUGCGACAUAGACGAACGCAUACAGGAGAGUGUCCCUACAAAUGCGACAUUUGUGGCAGAGGAUUCAACGUACUGACUAGCUUCAGUAAUCAUCGCCGCAUUCACACGGGAGAUAGGCCUUUCAAAUGUGACAGCUGUGAGAAGACAUUCAUCAAACGCACGGACCUAAAGCGACACACUCGAGUACAUACCGGAGAGCGACCCUAUAAGUGUGAAUGCUGUGGUAAAGGAUUCAUCGCGAGCAUGCACCUGACACAUCACAGACGCAUCCAUACUGGGGAAACACCACACAAAUGUUCGAUAUGUGGAAAAGGUUUCAUCCGAAGUAGCGAUCUCUUGCAACACACACAUGUGCAUACCGGUUUAAAACCGUAUAAGUGUGAACUGUGUGACAAAGGUUUUAUCAAAAGAAGUCAACUUACUUUUCAUAAUAUGUCACAUACAGGAGAUCGUCCGUACAAAUGUGAAACCUGCGACAAAUGUUUCAUGAAAAUAGUUCACCUGAAAACGCACUUGCGCAUUCAUACUGGCGAGCGACCAUAUAAAUGUGACCAUUGUGGAAAGUCGUUCACGCAGAGCAACAGUCUUUCGAGGCACAAACGCAUCCACACUGGCGAACGGCCGCACGAGUGUGACAUCUGUGGCAAACAAUUCAUUGGCAGUAGUCAUCUGACCCUUCACCGAAGAGUACAUACGGGUGAGCGGCCGCAUCAGUGCGAGAUCUGCGAUAGUAAGUUUAGCAGACGGACCGACUACGUAGAUCAUAUGCGGAUCCACACGGGAGAACGUCCACAUAGGUGCGAUCUUUGCGGGAAGGACUUUCGGCGACGGUGUGAUGUAACGCAACACCAGCGAAGCUGUGAGAAGCGAAAUGGUAGCAGCGUUCAGGUGAAGGGCACAUUGGUGAACGAACAGCGAUCCAUGUUUGCGGGUGACCUGAAUGAUGGAGAAGUAGAAGAGUUGAAGCAAGAGUUUGUAUAUCCCGAUCUGCUUGGAGAUAGUUCCAUUGUUAAAGGAGAACCAACGCUAUCUCAAACACAAAUAUAGCUUUCUUUUGAUAUAUCACUUGACGGCGAAGCUAAUGUUCAAGGUUGUUUACAAUAAAGAAUAUGUAU